Linum trigynum is the source of this 1058-nucleotide messenger RNA. The record is from the annotation of a GenBank genome assembly. NCBI's taxonomy places the organism in Eukaryota, Viridiplantae, Streptophyta, Magnoliopsida, Malpighiales, Linaceae.
GGCUAAAGUGCACUGCAAACUUAUCCAUCCUUUCAUGGUUGCUACUUGCUAGUUCCUCGCCAUAGCCAUCGAUCGACCUUUCGUACAAACUCCACACAGGCCUCAAGCAAUUAGCAAGUUACACAUCAAUUCAUCCUCAAAGCAACACUUAAUUGGCCUCUUAGUUCUGCAGAAAGUGGAAAGCCAAUAGUAUUUUCCAAAAACAAGAGCAACCCAAGUUUCAGCUAUUUUGGACAACCAACCAACCAACCAAAGCUCGUUCAACCAUGUCAAAUUAUCCACUAGCAAGUCUACCAUCCAAAAGGGCCAUUCACCAAUUGACAAAAGGAACUCUGCAAUUGAAGCAAGCACAUCCAGGAGCCAUCAGGUCGAACAUCGGGAACUCCGCGGCAGCUAACUACGACAAGAUGCCCGAGAGGAAACUGUACAAACCAUUCGAGGCUGCAAUCAGGAAGAGGGCAUACUUCUCCCAAAGCCUCGGAUCCACCCCUGUAGAAGAAUUCGCGAAAGAUACAGUAGCUGCUGCCAUACUCCGAAAGGAUCCGCCAGCAUGGUUCUCGUCGGGCCGGUAUGGCCAUCUUGCAUCAUCUCCCGCUUCGUAUCAGAGAUGUUAUCAUCAACUGAAUUUCGCCUGUUGAAUAGCAGCACUACCCUGAUAUUGAUUCCUCUGCACUGUGCAAUCGGAUUCACUUCCCUGUUUGUUUUGACUCGUGUAGUAAUCCUUAUCUUCACGCUUGAGAAUCUAAUUUGCCACAAAACUUCUCUUCCUGCUUGAGAAUCAAGCUUUACCUAUUUAAUCCAAACGAUAAAUCCACCAACACAUUUUAAACCAAACACGAACCCAACCUAUUUGUUACAAACCAUUGAACUCGCCAGCUCGAUUCAUUUUCCACCUCCACUUUGAAUCACUAACACUUCCCUACUACUGGUAGCUAUGUAAAAAGAAAUGUUGAUCAAUCGUCGUCAGAUGUUCUAAUGUCAGCAGCACUAACUCACUACCAAGAAAUUUCUCGGUUACAAAAGACAACAGGGCCGCAAGAUAAAUUAUACAAUCAACA